Pistacia vera is the source of this 2327-nucleotide messenger RNA. Its product is annotated as receptor-like protein 1. The transcript has 13 exons. Bases 1 to 2229 code for a protein of 742 amino acids. The record is from RefSeq and is a predicted model, not a curated record. NCBI's taxonomy places the organism in Eukaryota, Viridiplantae, Streptophyta, Magnoliopsida, Sapindales, Anacardiaceae. Gene Ontology annotation, molecular function: protein binding.
AUGGGUAUUGAGAGGCUAUCAAAAUUGAGUAACUUGGAGGAAUUGAAUUUAGGAGGCAACAACUUCAACAACAGUAUUUUAUCAUCUUUAGCUGGUGUCUCUUCAUUAAAGCAUUUGGAUCUAAGUGGUAAUAGAUUCAAAGGAGUUGUUAAUAUUGAAGAGUUUAACAUGGUGAAAUUGUUUAAUCUUUUUCUAAGAUUACAUUCUGUGAAAGAGUUGGACAUGAGGUUGAAUGAGAUUGAUCAUUUUGUCAGCCCCAAAGGUUUGAGCAACUUGAAGGUUAUCAGUUUAAGUCAUAACAACCUCAGCAAUAGCAUAUUAUCAUCUUUGGGUGGUCUCUCUUCAUUAAAAUAUCUGUAUCUAGAAGACAUUGGAUUGAAUGGAACUGUUGAUGUUGAAGGAUUAUGUUCCUUGAAAAACUUAGAGGAGUUGUACAUAGAUUGGAAUAAGAUUGACAAAUUUGUCAACUCCAAAGAUUAUAGAGGCUUGAAGAAGUUAAAUGCCCUUUCUCUAUAUAGUGGUAUUGAAACCACUGAUGCAACCGUUUUUCUACAAUCAACAUUGAGAUUGUUCCCAUCCUUAAAGACACUUGACCUUUCGUGUAAUAGUUUUAAUCGAACAGUGAUUACUCGAGAGUUGCAUAAUUUGACCACCUUGGAAGAAUUGAUCUUGGAUUAUUCUGAGCUCCACAUAAGUUUUCUACAAACUGUUGCAACUUGCACUUUACUAAAACAUUUAUCAAUGAGAGAUUGUGAACUCAAUUACAUCUCACAAGUUCAAGGUUCUAUUUAUUUCAGAAAUUUGAAAAGUCUGGACAUGGAGCAAACUACUCUCAACCACAACUUUUCUCAAAUCUUUAAACCGAUAAUUUCUCUUAAGAAAUUAUCAUUGUCUUAUUGCGGACUCAAUGGCACAUUAUAUGAUCAAGGCUUGUGUGAGAUGGUGCAUUUGCAACAGUUGAAUAUUGACAAUAAUGAUUUGUGGGGUCCCUUACCUCCAUGUUUGGCAAAUUUGACUUCACUUAAGCACAUUCCAUCUUCUUUUGGUAAUAUGAGCUCCUUGCAAGUUUUGGACUUAUCAAAAAAUGAGUUGGCAGGCGGAAUACCUAAGCACUUGGCCAUAGGGUGCUUCUCACUGGAAAAAUUGGUGUUAUCAAACAACAAGUUGCAAGGUCAUAUAUUCUUUAAUAAUAUGAACUUGAUAAAUUUAGAAGAAUUACAACUGGAUGGUAGUCAUUUUAGUGGAGAGAUCCCAAAAAGCUUGUUAAAUUGCAAUUCUUUAGAAGUAUUGUAUCUCAAUGAUAACCAUCUCUCAGGCAAGAUCCCAAGAUGGAUUGGAAAUCUAUCAAUUUUAGGAGUUAUUGCAAUGUCAAAUAAUGAACUUGAAGGUCCAAUUCCAAAAGAACUAUGUCAAAUUGAUGAUCUUCAAAUUUUGGACAUUUCAAAUAACAAUAUCUAUGAACUACGCUUGCUAGAUCUCUCUCAAAACAGUCUCUAUGGUAAAAUUCCCUCUUGCUUGGAUUUCACUGCCCUACAUGAAGAAAAUGGGAAUGAGGGGAUAAUCCAUUCGGAAGUGAAGAAUCCAUACAGUUCACAACAAAAAAGUAUAUCCUACUCCUACAAGGGAAGAAUCCUCACAUCUAUGUCUGGAAUUGAUCUUUCUUGUAAUAAAUUAUUCGGUGAAAUUCCUGAUCAAAUCGGAAACCUAACCGCAAUUCACGCUCUUAAUCUUUCUCAUAAUAAUUUGACAGGAUCAAUCCCAAUAACAUUCUUAAAUCUCAAACAAAUUGAGAGCUUGGAUCUUUCUUACAACGAUUUGAAUGGAAAAAUUCCUUCAAAUCUAGUAGAGAUAUACACAUUGUUUGUUUUCAGUGUGGCACACAAUAAUUUAUCAGGAAAAACACCUGAAAGGAUUAACCAAUUAGCAACUUUUGAAGAAGGUAGCUAUUUAGGAAACCCUUUUCUUUGUGGACUGCCUUUGAACAAAAGUUGCAACCCAGUGGAAUCACCAUCAUUGACACCUGGAGCUUCAGCAGACAACAAAGAAGAUGAUAAUGAUUUUGUUGACAUGGACAUCUUCUAUAUCACUUUCGUGGUGACCUACAUAGUUGUGCUUUUAGUGAUUGUUGGAAUUUUGUAUGUGAAUCCUUACUGGAGACGAACACGGUUUUAUCUUGUGGAGAAAUUGAUAAUCUCCUGUUACUACUUUGUUAUUGACCAUCUUCCAUAAUUUCGUGGUUGAAUUAUGAUUGUAAUAUUACAUGUAUGUCAAUUUUUUCUUUUUCAAUAAUAUGUAUUUUCUUUAAGUCAAAUGAUGAAAUAAAUCUA